Molecule: messenger RNA, 1287 nt
Organism: Scaptodrosophila lebanonensis
Lineage: Eukaryota; Metazoa; Arthropoda; Insecta; Diptera; Drosophilidae
Gene: Pbp49
Product: snRNA-activating protein complex subunit 3
Exons: 1
Coding region: 22-1188 (388 amino acids)
Biological process (GO): snRNA transcription by RNA polymerase III; snRNA transcription by RNA polymerase II
Cellular component (GO): snRNA-activating protein complex
Molecular function (GO): RNA polymerase II cis-regulatory region sequence-specific DNA binding; bent DNA binding; RNA polymerase III type 3 promoter sequence-specific DNA binding
Source: RefSeq, a predicted model, not a curated record
AUCUCAGUAUAGAGAAGCAUUAUGGAAAUUUUAGUCGAGGAUCCCGAGCCAGCAAUUAAUUCGCGGGAGUUUUUCGCCGAGUACAAAAAAAAAAUUACCAAAGGAAGUAGUCAAAAAGACAGCACUGUUCCAUUUUAUUUUGCGGCUACAUCUCCUGUUUCCGCUGAGAUAGAACAAAGUUGUCAUUUGGAAAAUAUCGCUUCGCAUGAUGAUAACGCGACCAUUAAAUUUGAGCCUGGAAUCGAAUGGCAACGUUUGCACUUCGUGAAACCACAAACCUCUCAACCCAUACCCAACCUCUACAAAGCCAUAAGUCUUCACAAGAAAUCAUCCAAGCAUAAUCCGUUCUUACGCUCCCAGUUUUGCUAUCGACUGUCCACAAUGCCACCUUCGAUUGAACAAAAGCUGCAUGAUGAGUAUGAAUUAGAGUUCACCGUACGAUUUUAUAGACCGCCACGUGCAUCACAUCGUGGCUACAAGGUGGAACAUCCCGUUUUUGCCGAAGAAUUUUUGUGCUUAGGUAGCCAGUAUUUAACAGAUCUCCGCGACAAAAUUUCAUGUGUUUGUAAUGGAAAACAAUUCAUCGACAUAAGCAAUGAUCCAGAGGCGCCCUUACCAGUUUUGGAAACAAAUCCGGCCUAUUUCUUCAUACAUGACACAUUCUACAACGAUACUCGCAAUCCAAAAAAUUGCAACUAUUCCGAAACAGUGCUUAACUGGGCACCUACAGCACUUGGUAAACAGGGCGAGAAUUUUAAGGUAGCGACAAUGGAGACGACCCGUUUUAUAGAUUUAACCGUCAGUCUAGGCACUCCGAUGCAAUACUUACACCACGGAAACUGCGAGCAUCUGUUUGUCAUCUCGCAACUGCAAGUUCUAACGCCGAAAAGUAGAUGCGUGAGUCGUCAGACAUUUUCACCAUUUAUGCGCUCAUUUAACUAUUUCAAUCGUCGUACCUGCUUUAUGUGUGGCUCGCGCAGAUUUUAUUUUAUUGUUGAGAAGUCAAACCGACAGCCGUUCGACCCUACGUACCUGUGCCGUAGUUGUUUCUACAAUUUCCACUACGUGGAUGGUAAAAAGAUAGGUGAAUUCAAGGCAUAUCGUAUAUACGACCUUUCUGACGAAGUGGAAAAUACACAAGAUGAAUACACCCAAAGCGAUCAUUCUUAUGACGCUGAUACCGACUGAACAUAUGUAAAGAUAUUUUGUUAGGAUUCAUUCUUUAUUGUAAUAUAUAUUCAUACGUUAUAUAUUUUUAUGUAUUCUUCAUACCGCCAAAUAAAAUAC